Nymphaea colorata (pocket water lily) is the source of this 923-nucleotide messenger RNA. RefSeq lists its product as uncharacterized. The transcript is spliced from 5 exons. NCBI's taxonomy places the organism in Eukaryota, Viridiplantae, Streptophyta, Magnoliopsida, Nymphaeales, Nymphaeaceae. Bases 227 to 724 code for a protein of 165 amino acids. Gene Ontology annotation, molecular function: RNA binding. The record is from RefSeq and is a predicted model, not a curated record.
UCUUGUUGCCGAACCGAGGGUUAGAUCGUAUCGUCUCGGGAGGAAAGCCCGUACCCGGACGAUUUGUAACGCCGUAGUUGUGGCCUUGCUGAGAGGCGAGGAAUUCCCUUUCGCCUUUCUUCUUCCCUGGGAUGCCGCUCAGUCAACUCAAUCUCCCUUCCUCUUCUUCAUCCUCUUCUUCAAUUUCAUUGAUUCCGGGUUCCGGCUAUACGCGGAUGACGGCUACAUGCAACGGCAACAAGAUGCACAUGCUAUCACCAAUGAGAGUUGUGAAAGCAGAUUGUACAUUGGUAAUCUUGAUCAGCGAAUAUCAGAAUCCCAAGUUAUUAAAAUGUUUUCCUCUUAUGGUAAGAUAGUUUCUGAGGACUUUCUGUGGCACAGACAUGGGCCGAAACGUGGUGAGCCACGUGGAUUCGCUUUCAUCCAGUUCAGUACUAGAGAGGAAGCUCAAUUGGCCAUGGAGAAGAUGGAUGGAAGACUGGCUUGUGGUCGCCCAUUAGUUGUUCGUUUUGCUGGUGAAAAAACCACAGCUGAUGCAUCAAAAUCAUCUAAAGGUGCUGAUGACCUGAAGAAGUCUGGUACUUUUGGUUGCUUUACUUCACAUAUGAGCCGGUCAUCAAAAAUAGCAGCGAUAAAGAACAAGCUGAAAUCUAUGGAAGAAGAGAACUGCAGUUCCGUGAAGAAACCAAGGCAAGCUGGCACAUCAAUAGGUGCCAGGAGAUGAGAAACUACCUCAAAGGUCGCAAGAGUUUUUGUAGUGUAACCCGCCUACAGCACUCUUUUUCAUUGAUGUAGUGCUGCUGUAACUUCUGUGAUUAAUGAUCCAGGUUUGCACCUGCCAAGGGCCCAAGGUAGCACACCCAUUUAUGUAACAGUGACAGAUUAUAUUUACAUGGGAUUAUCUUGUCAGAAUUUCAAUUGUA